Messenger RNA from Drosophila yakuba, 412 nucleotides. RefSeq lists its product as uncharacterized. The transcript has a single exon. The coding region runs from base 52 to 204 and encodes 50 amino acids. The record is from RefSeq and is a predicted model, not a curated record. NCBI's taxonomy places the organism in Eukaryota, Metazoa, Arthropoda, Insecta, Diptera, Drosophilidae.
CGGUCAGCAGUUUGCGCUAAACUGGUGAUAACUCGACAUCGCGAUCGCGAAAUGAAGUGGCUUAGUUUGUUCCUGGUGUUUGGGAUCCUCGGACUCAUCGGCAGUCUUGGCACUCUGACCAUGGCGGAACCCAAUCCGGAGCCCAAGGGUCGUCCGCACACAACGCGACGUCCGCGGAACGAUAACGACAACGAUCGACGCUAGCAAUCCGAGCGGCUGGAGGAGAUGGGGCAAAAUCUCCCCGCGAAAUCUCCCCGUAGAUGCACCGAACCACAAAGGACACAGGAGGCACAGCGACUCUCGGUGAAGGUGAAAUGUUUUGGAGUCGAGCAAAUGCAAUAUGUUGAGGUGCUGCUCAUCUAGCGAGCGGCAUCUUCCCGUGCACAAUAAAGACUCAUUCGUUUACAACAGA